Messenger RNA from Vicia faba (fava bean), 1578 nucleotides. Lineage: Eukaryota; Viridiplantae; Streptophyta; Magnoliopsida; Fabales; Fabaceae. The record is from the annotation of a GenBank genome assembly.
AUGAACAUUGUCAUAUACAAACUUUUCCAAUCAUGUCGUAGAUUCCAUACUUCCCUAAUAUCAACCCAUCAACCAUUUUUUCAAAACCAUGAUUUCAUUCCUCCCUCCACAUUUUUAUCCAACACUCUCCAGCAUUACAUCAAUUCCCAAACCCCUUCCCACGGCCAAAAAAUCCAUUCCCACAUUCUCAAAACUGGGUUUGUUCCAAACACAAACAUUUCCAUCAAACUACUUAUUCUAUACCUUAAAUCAAAUUCUUUAAGAUACGCACGCCAGGUGUUUGAUGAUCUGCAUGACAGAACUUUAUCUGCUUAUAAUUACAUGAUUGGUGGCUAUCUCAAAAAAGGACAAGUUCAUGACUCACUUGAGUUGUUUCAUAGGCUUUUAUUGUCUGGUGAUAAGCCUGAUGGGUUUACGCUUUCAAUGAUUCUAAAAGCGUCAACCUCGGGUGUUAAUGUUGUGAUGGUUGGUGAUCUUGGAAGAAUGGUGCAUAUGCAGAUUCUUAAAUUUAAUGUUGAGAACGAUGAUAUUCUUUGUACAGCGUUGAUUGAUUCUUAUGUUAAGAAUGGGAGGGUUGGUUAUGGGAGGACUGUGUUUGAUGUGAUGUCGGAGAAGAAUGUGAUAUCGUCAACGUCGCUGAUCUCUGGUUACAUGAAUAAAGGUUGUUUUAAUGAUGCUGAAUGUAUAUUUCAGAAAACAUUGGAUAAGGAUGUUGUGGUGUUUAAUGCUAUGAUUGAAGGUUACAGUAAAACAUCUGAAUGUGCCAUGAGAUCUCUUGAAGUUUACAUUGACAUGCAGAGGUUUAACUUUAGGCCGAAUCUUUCUACGUUUGCUAGCAUAAUUGGUGCUUGUUCUGUGCUUGCAGCAUUUGAAAUUGGGCAACAAGUUCAAACUCAGCUUAUGAAAACACCUUUUUUUGCAGACGUAAAAUUAGGAAGUGCUCUUAUAGAUAUGUAUUCCAAGUGUGGUAGAGUUGUAGACGCUCGAAGAGUUUUUGACCAUAUGCUUGAGAAGAAUGUUUUUUCAUGGACAUCUAUGAUUGAUGGAUAUGGGAAGAAUGGGUUUCCUGAUGAAGCACUUGAUCUAUUUAGAAAGAUGCAGAUAGAAUAUUGCAUUGCGCCUAAUUUUGUCACGUUCCUCAGCGCUCUCUCAGCUUGUGCGCAUGCUGGACUUGUGGAUAAGGGUUGGGAGAUCUUUCAGAGUAUGGAGAAUGAAUAUAAAGUGAAGCCAGGGAUGGAACAUUAUGCUUGCAUGGUUGAUCUGUUAGGCCGAGCAGGGAGGCUGAAUCAGGCUUGGGAGUUUGUCACGAGGAUGCCUGAGAGACCUAAUUCAGACGUGUGGGCUGCUUUACUUAGUUCGUGCAGACUCCACGAAAAUAUAGAGAUGGCAAAAUUAGCAGCAAAUGAGCUUUUCAAGCUGAAUGCUAGUGGAAGACCGGGAGCAUACGUUGCACUGUCUAAUACUUUGGCAGAUGCUGGGAAAUGGGACAGUGUAAGCGAACUUAGAGAAGUAAUGAAGCAGAGAGGAAUAUCCAAGGACACUGCCUCCAGUUGGGUUGGAGCUAAUACUGCUUGUUAG